Molecule: messenger RNA, 1913 nt
Organism: Erigeron canadensis
Lineage: Eukaryota; Viridiplantae; Streptophyta; Magnoliopsida; Asterales; Asteraceae
Product: laccase-6
Exons: 6
Coding region: 38-1765 (575 amino acids)
Biological process (GO): lignin catabolic process
Cellular component (GO): apoplast
Molecular function (GO): copper ion binding; hydroquinone:oxygen oxidoreductase activity
Source: RefSeq, a predicted model, not a curated record
AACAACAUAUCCCCUCUCCAAGCUAAGUGUAACUAAGAUGGACAACUUGGUCCAUUCAUUCAAAUUUAUCCUAAUAAGCUUACUAUUUCUUUUUGGUCAUACCAUGUUGCAUGUCAUGGCACAGUGGCCAAAGGGAGGAUCAACAAGAUUCUAUGACUUUAAGGUUCAAAUGCUGAAGGUCAAUAAGCUUUGUAACACCACAAAUAUCGUAACCAUCAACCAGAUGUAUCCUGGACCCGUUGUUUAUGCGCAAGAAGAUGACCGAAUUAUUGUCAAGCUCACGAAUGAGACACCCUACAAUGCCACAAUUCACUGGCAUGGUGUUAGACAGAUUCUAUCAUGCUGGUCAGAUGGUCCUUCUUACAUUACUCAGUGCCCCGUUCAAUCUGGUCAAACUUUCACGUACGAGUUUACCUUAGUGAAGCAAAGGGGGACCCUUUUCUGGCAUGCUCAUUUUUCUUGGCUUAGAGCAACCGUUUAUGGUGCCCUUAUCAUCUACCCCAAAACAGGGGUUCCCUACCCCUUUAAAUACCCUUAUGAAGAGCAUACUAUAAUCUUAGGGGAGUAUUGGCAGAGAGAUCUUGUACAGCUUGAGAAAAGUGUCACAGCUAGUGGAGGUGGUGCUCCUGUGGCAGAUGCUUAUACCAUUAAUGGUCAUCCUGGCCCCAACUACAACUGCUCUUCAAAUGAUGUGUACAAGAUUAAUGUUGUACCAGGAAAAACCUACAUGUUAAGGCUAAUAGGCGCUCUCCUAAACAUGGAAAGCUUCUUUUCAAUUGCUAACCACAAUCUAACAAUAGUAGAAGCCGAUGGAGAGUACACAAAACCAUUCACUACUGACAGGGUCAUGCUCGGACCAGGUCACACCCUCAACGUCCUGGUCACAGCCGAUCAAAAGAUAGGGAGAUACUCCAUGGCCAUGGGGCCAUACAUGUCGGCCCAAAAUGUUCCAUUUCAAAAUAUAACAGCAAUUGCAUACUUCCAGUAUUUAGGUGCAUCACCAAAUAGUGUGGCUUUACCAGCUACUUUACUACCUAGGUUUAACGAUAAUCUAGCAGUUAAAACUGUGAUGGAUGGGUUAAAAAGCCUUGAAAUCGGAAAUGUACCAAAAGAGAUAGAUACAAAUCUUUUCUUUACAAUUGGGCUGAAUGUCAAUAAGUGUCAGUCAAAGAAACCAAAGCAGAACUGUCAAGGUCUUAAUGGUGGUGUGAUGGCAGCUUCCAUGAAUAACCAUAGCUUUAUUAGACCUAAUAUUUCAAUCCUACAAGCUUAUUAUAACCAUAUAAAUGGUCAUUUUACUGAGGAUUUCCCAGGGUCUCCACUUAAGUUUUACGAUUUUGUUAACGGAGCACCUAACACGGCUCCAAAUAACACGGGGUCCAUCAUAGGAACAAGGACUAAAGUUCUUGAAUACGGGAGCAGGGUACAACUCAUUUUGCAGGACACCGGGACGGUUACCACAGAAAACCACCCAAUUCAUCUGCAUGGAUACAGCUUCUAUGUGGUUGGGUAUGGUAGCGGGAACUACGACCCACAAACUGCAACUUUUAACUUGGUUGAUCCACCUUAUAUGAACACAAUCGGUGUACCAGUUGGUGGAUGGGCUGCAAUCAGAUUUGUUGCAGAUAAUCCAGGGGUUUGGUUUAUGCAUUGUCAUCUGGAGAUACAUUUGACUUGGGGAUUAGCAGUCACGUUGAUAGUGAAGAAUGGGCAAGGGCCAAUGGAGAUACUUCCACACCCGCCAGCAGAUAUGCCUCGUUGUUAAUUAGCUCUUUCAGAUUGUGAUCUUUUCUAAAGUAAGAGAUUCUUUCAAACAAGUGUGCAUUAAUUAUCUAAGUGUAAUUUUAUUUCUUAGGAAGAGUGAUAUAUCGUGUAAAGAGACUCUGUUUCAGUGAAUAAAAAGUGGAAGUUUC